Molecule: messenger RNA, 732 nt
Organism: Mya arenaria
Lineage: Eukaryota; Metazoa; Mollusca; Bivalvia; Myida; Myidae
Product: cerebellin-3-like
Exons: 3
Coding region: 73-669 (198 amino acids)
Molecular function (GO): protein binding
Source: RefSeq, a predicted model, not a curated record
UAUAAAAGCUGGCCGAUGCGCAUCAGUUUUUUAUAAUCAGCAUUAUCAUCAGCAUUAAAAGUUACACCAGCAAUGUCGAAAGCUGCGAUAGUUUUGCUUUUAUUGGUAGGGAUUUGCCAUGGACUGGACAUGGAAGCCGUAUUGAAGAGACUGGACUAUCUGGAACAGAAAGUUGAAGACCAGGCCAAACGUAUCGAAGAGCUAGAACUGAAAGGUAAUCCCGACAAGCGACUGGUGCUAAAUGGGGAAGGGCCUAUCGCGUUUACAUCACAAGUGACUCCGCACGUUGUGAGCCACAUGCACAAGGGUGACGGCGUUAUAUUCGACCGCGUCCUCUUGAACGCAGGCGGCGGAUAUCACAACGUCACUGGUCAGUUUACCGUCCCGUUGUCUGGAAUCUACCUGUUCGCUGUAUCCGUGUUUGACCAUGUAGAGAGGGCAAACGCUGGUACCACGAAAGUCCACGCCGAGAUCGUUCAGAACAACGUCACCAUCGGGCGCGUGUUUGCUCACGCAGACGACCACUACCGCGACCAAGGCGCCGAGACUGUAAUAGUCACGGCGAACACCGGUGACGUUAUUUGGGUGAGAGUCGUUGACAACAACGACCUCGGUCUUGGCGGGGAUUUCUACACGUCUUUCGCGGGCUACAUGCUGUGGCAGAUGUAGUAAAAACGCUACAGAUUAAAUUCCGUGUAUUUAUCUCGAACUAAUAGACAAUAAAUGAAUAAU